UGAAGCAGGAAAUUCUUGCUCCUCUUUCCUGUCUAUACACUGUCUGUUCACAACUUCUCUUUUGUUAACCUUGUCACAUCUUCUCUAGCUCCCCCUGUGGUUAUCCAGAUAUUUAAGUUGCACUAGUACAAUUACUGUUUUGUAGGUAAAAAGUAGUUGAUUAUCAGUAAUUUCAUGUAGUUUCACUUAAUAGUGUUAAAACUUAAUUGGUUCAUGUGUCUGAUUCUCCUCAAGGACAGGAGCCAGAACACUUACGUCUUAUAAUCCCUUUCAAGACCUGGAAUUGACUGGGCAGGUCAAAGUCACUUAAUAAAGUUCUGUUGACUGAUGAAGCUGAGCUGUUUCCAAGGCAACCAGCAAUUUUGAUCCACCAAGUCUUCUCUGUUCUUUGAAAUGCAGUUGGGUUUCCCCAUUCUCAGUGAGUGCCUCUCAUCCUUGUCACACUUUAGAAAAGUAGGGGAAAACUGCCUUCUCCUUAGGAAACCUUGUUGACCCCGUUGUUACUAUUGAUCCUCUUGGUGAGGUUUAUGUAGUUUAUGUACUGCAGACAGUAGGAUGCCUGUGCCCUGUAAAGUUUUUUGAGCAAGGAAGGGCUUUAGAGUAGCCAAGGGCCUAGAAGACCUUCUUCAGGCUCCCGAGCAUGUGCAUUGGAGUUGCUAGCCUAGGAAUUUGGAGUUGAUCUGUGGAUCUGGACUUACCAGACUUUUAGAAGGUACUGACCAAAUUCAAAAUAAUUUGGGAUUUGUCCUGAGGUUGCACUUUUUAUUUUGCCAAAUAAGGAUAUUUAAAAUAAGUAUUUAGUUAUAUACUCUUUAUAGUUGGUACAUGCUCACGGUACAACAUUCAAAACAUACAAAAAGAUAUAUAUUGAAUAAAAUAAGUCUCAUACUUCCUCUCCAGUUCCUUAACUAUCCAGUUCCCUUCCCAAGAGGCAAACCGGGUUGCUUGAUCAUCCUUCCAGAGAUAGCCCACGCAUUUAAAAACAGGUAUCCAGCUCACAUAGAAGACAUUGACUACGAAGAAGGAAAAGUACUCAUCCAUUUCAAGCGUUGGAACCAUCGUUAUGAUGAGUGGUUCUGCUGGGACAGUCCUUAUUUACGCCCUUUAGAGAAAAUACAGCUGAGGAAAGAGGGCUUACAUGAAGAGGAAGGAUCUUCUGAAUUUCAAAUAAACGAGCAGGUCCUUGCUUGCUGGUCUGAUUGUCGUUUUUACCCAGCCAAAGUCACUGCUGUUAACAAGGAUGGUAAGGCAUUUGAGUUGUAAUUAUUUUUACUCAUGAAGUAGGGGGGAGUUUGUAAUAUUAGAGUCUGAUAGUAUAUUCUGAGUAUGUAUUUAUUGCCUAGGAAUCCUCUCUCUUCAAGUUAACCACUAUGUCAGGAAUUAGGAAGAAAUUAUAAAUGGAGACAAAUCUGGGUUAAAAAGAGGAAUUUGAUUCUUUGCCUCCUAAAUUCUAGUAAUUGUUUUCUAAAACAGUUAUGGUUCUAAAAAAACAGUAAAAUAAUUAUGGGUCAUCUGUCCCUCUGCUGGUAAGUGUGCAGGGUCUUGUCCAGGAGUUCCUAAGAGAUGAAAAAUAAGCUUUAAUAUGCCUUUUACUUAUUUGUAAAUAGCCUAGAAAUGAAGUGAACAUUACUAAACAUUUCUUAAAAAUAUGCUUUGUGAGGGGCACCUGGCUGGCUCAGUCAGUAGAGCAUGUGACUCUUCAACUCAGUCAUGAGUUCAGGCCCCACAUUGGGCAUGGAGCCUACUUAAAAAAAAAAUGCUUUGUGGAUGCAAGGUGAUUGAAGGUGGUCUGUAGCAUCAAAGUUGCUAGUUGAAACUGGGGCCCUGGGAUUUAGAGCACCGAGUUGGGAUGCCUUUGCCAAGUUUAUAACCCGUGAGGAGUCAAGACUGGGAACAUGACCCAGAGAGGCUGUUUUUGCUAGUACAAAGGCGGGAGGAUGGUUAAGAAAAUAAUAUGUAUGGUCAGCAUCCUGACACUGAGAGAACAGACUCUGGAUCUGAGUGAUACAUUUUUUUUGUAGUAUUUUCUAUCAGGUUGUUUGUGGUAUGUCCAUGACCUCUUAGUACUGCUGUUUGUGGUGGCUAUGUGGCCAGAUUGACUUUUUAUUCAGUGAAGUUUUUCAGGUAUUCAUUCAGCACUCUUGUUAAAUGCUGGACCUGGGGCUGAUCAAGUUUUGUUUGAGAAUGGGUUGAAAUGGUAAAAAAACGAACAUGUAUUUGAAUGUAGCAGAAAUUUCUGUUUCUCUU
Messenger RNA from Panthera uncia (snow leopard), 2247 nucleotides. RefSeq names its product PHD finger protein 20-like. The transcript is spliced from 3 exons. Gene Ontology annotation, biological process: regulation of transcription by RNA polymerase II. Bases 826 to 1263 code for a protein of 145 amino acids. Lineage: Eukaryota; Metazoa; Chordata; Mammalia; Carnivora; Felidae. Gene Ontology annotation, cellular component: NSL complex; MLL1 complex. The record is from RefSeq and is a predicted model, not a curated record.